AUGGCUGAAGCAGUCAUCGGUGUUGUCUCGGCUGGAGCUGGGUUGCUGUCGCUUGCUAUACAACUCGGCGAGAGCAUCCAGAAGUUGAAAAGCUUUCACGCCAGGGUCAAGAAUGCGCCCACCAUGCUUGCCGAUCUCAUUCUCGAGCUGGAAUCCAUGGGUCUCAGUCUCGACAUAGUCGAGCGAUAUAAGAGCCAGGACACGAUCGAAGCAGGCCUUGUCGCCCAUUGCCUCGCCCGUUGUCGAACGACCACGGAGAGAAUCCAGAACAUCGUGGACAGAAUACACGAUAUUGGCACUAAACGUGCUCGACUGGCAAAGUUCUAUGUGGCGGUCAAGGAUCCGGAGAUCAUGAGGCUGCUCCAAGAACUUGGCCAGGCACGGGGCUCUCUAGCAAUGUCUCUACUCAUGUUCUACUCAGAACGGCAACACCAGUGCAGUGAGGUUCAAAAUGAGAUACUGCAGCGCCUGGUCACACAGCUCAAUAACUUCUUGGCGCAACCUCAAGCCAGUGGCGUUCCGCCUGCGACGGUAUCGCACCUGUCAAGUUUUUGCUCCCGCGGCAGAGACCUUAAGGAAGCUCAGUCUGACACAAACUUCGCCAGUAGGCAAGAGUCGUGUUCUUCCGAUCCUGACCAGACUAGAAAUCGACAUCACACGAAAGGCAAGCGUGCCUCGGAGGAGAUAUUGGCGACAAUUCGAUUGCCUAAGCUGCUCUUCUCCCAAGCCUGGAGUGUAUCAGUGGUUCGAACCUCGAUCGGAUUCGCGGUCAAUCUUUGUCCGUAUAUGGGUAGAGAUCCGUGGUCUGAGAUCUUUCUGCGAUGCGCAACUGGCAAUACGAGAGCUGUGCAAAGAUUAAUUGGCGAAGGGCAAGCUAGUCUUCGAGAUGUUAGUGAGGGCUCCGUCUUUUUACAACCCCGGACUAUUAUGCAUAAUGCAAGCUUCGAUCUACUUCAGCAAUUUUCCAUGGCCAUGUCGAUUUAUUUCAGUGGUUGUGGCAAGAACACAGAGGCCAAGGGAUCGACGCAAAUGCUGUGGUACACGCACUAG
Messenger RNA from Zasmidium cellare ATCC 36951, 1050 nucleotides. RefSeq lists its product as uncharacterized. The transcript has 2 exons. Bases 1 to 1050 code for a protein of 349 amino acids. NCBI's taxonomy places the organism in Eukaryota, Fungi, Ascomycota, Dothideomycetes, Mycosphaerellales, Mycosphaerellaceae. The record is from RefSeq and is a predicted model, not a curated record.